Messenger RNA from Penicillium brevicompactum, 1044 nucleotides. RefSeq lists its product as uncharacterized. The record is from RefSeq and is a predicted model, not a curated record. The transcript is spliced from 3 exons. Lineage: Eukaryota; Fungi; Ascomycota; Eurotiomycetes; Eurotiales; Aspergillaceae. Bases 1 to 1044 code for a protein of 347 amino acids.
AUGCCGUCUCUGAAGCAUCUAUUGGCAUUUCUUCCGGCUAUUGCCGCGUUGUCUGGUCUCGCAAGUGCUCAGACGAACAUCACUGAAAAGUCUUGCGCGUCCUCCUCUGAUUAUUCAAGGUGCAACAGGGAUGUUGCGGACAAGUGGAGCUCUUGCGUGAGGAAUUGUAACAGCAAUGGCAACUGUAUCGUUGAAUGCGGUUGUGAAUCCCACCGAAAGUAUAUCAAUUGCAUGGCUGAAUCAUGCUGGAAUCAGGUCUACUCUUGCAAGUACCAGCUCUUCAUCCAGCAGUAUUUUGCCAUCUGCCCAAGUGCCCAUGAGCCAAUUCCCUUCUGGCCAGCGCCGGACAACGCCCCGAAUCGCUGCUCUUGUGAUAUCGGAAAAGUCCUACAGACGACACUAGCCUCGCGCAAUGACCAAAUCAACUGCAUCAAGAACGCUACCGACAAGAUUAGCACCGACAUCUCCGAUCUAUCGAAUCUAAGCAACGGACUUGACAUUGCAGGCCGCACAUCCGACUGUGCUUGCUGCGGUGCCAGUGCCAGUAUCUCUGCAUCUUGGGAUAUCUGCCCACACACAGAACCCCGACUCGCAGGUGCAGACAUGUGGGGCCUGUUCUUCCCUUCUAGCCUACCAAACCUAUACACAUCUGUCCCGAACUGGGCCUGGUCAUCUUCAUCCUGCGACUCAAAACUCGAUAGUAACAAAUGCAAAGACCUCGGCUUCACCAAUGCAGACAAGUUCUACAAGCCCGGAGACUAUCCCAAGAACGGAACGUCGACUCUAUCCAACGUCGCUGGCACUGUUAGCGCUCCGCCUAGCGGUACCGUUCUCACCUGGUCGCAGGCUUCGAGCACAUACACGGUUACAGCUACUGGGUACGAUCGCAAGGCGGUUGCGAGUCAGAGUGAGUACCGCGCUACGGCGACGGGGGAUGAUGAUUUCGCGACGCAGACUUCGGAUAGUGCGGCUGGUGCUGUUGGAGUCAGGAACGGAGGGCUAGGUGCGGUUGUUGGGGCUAUUUUUGCGGUGGUCAUGCUAUGA